Molecule: messenger RNA, 1425 nt
Organism: Mercurialis annua (annual mercury)
Lineage: Eukaryota; Viridiplantae; Streptophyta; Magnoliopsida; Malpighiales; Euphorbiaceae
Product: probable UDP-arabinopyranose mutase 1
Exons: 4
Coding region: 120-1211 (363 amino acids)
Biological process (GO): plant-type cell wall biogenesis; UDP-L-arabinose metabolic process
Cellular component (GO): Golgi apparatus; cytosol
Molecular function (GO): UDP-arabinopyranose mutase activity
Source: RefSeq, a predicted model, not a curated record
GUCCUAAACAAAAAACAGUCUCCCUUGUCUACAAAUACCAAACUCACAUACCUUCAACAAAACAAAACACUCUCAAACCCAAUUAAACCCUCCAAAUCUCCCAUCAAACACCCCCCAAAAUGGCAGAUUUAUCAGCAAUCUCAGCCUCCCCAACACCAAUUCUCAAAGAUGAGCUAGACAUAGUGAUCCCCACCAUUAGAAACUUAGAUUUCCUAGAGAUGUGGAGGCCCUUUUUUCAGAAUUAUCAUCUCAUCAUUGUCCAAGAUGGUGACCCUUCAAAGACCAUUAAAGUUCCUGAAGGGUUUGAUUAUGAGCUCUAUAAUAGGAAUGAUAUUAAUAGGAUUUUGGGUCCUAAAGCUUCUUGUAUUUCCUUCAAGGACUCUGCUUGUAGAUGCUUUGGUUAUAUGGUUUCUAAGAAGAAAUAUAUUUAUACCAUUGAUGAUGACUGCUUUGUUGCCAAAGAUCCUACUGGCAAAGAUAUUAACGCACUUGAGCAGCACAUUAAGAAUCUUCUGAGUCCAUCGACUCCGUUUUUCUUCAACACCUUGUACGACCCGUACCGCACUGGCGCUGAUUUUGUUCGUGGGUAUCCAUUUAGCCUCCGUGAGGGUGUCCCUACAGCUAUUUCGCAUGGUCUCUGGCUCAACAUUCCUGAUUACGAUGCCCCCACCCAGCUUGUCAAGCCACUCGAGAGGAACACUAGGUAUGUUGAUGCUGUAAUGAGCAUACCAAAGGGAACCUUGUACCCCAUGUGUGGUAUGAAUCUGGGAUUCAACCGUGAAUUGAUUGGCCCAGCAAUGUACUUUGGUCUCAUGGGAGAUGGUCAACCAAUUGGACGCUACGACGAUAUGUGGGCUGGCUGGUGCACCAAGGUUAUAUGCGACCACUUGGGUUACGGAGUCAAGACUGGAUUGCCUUACAUCUACCACAGCAAAGCAAGCAAUCCAUUCGUGAACCUCAAGAAGGAAUACAAAGGAAUCUACUGGCAAGAAGAGCUGAUUCCAUUUUUCCAAUCCGCAGUCCUUCCGAAGGAAUGCACCACCGUUCAGAAAUGCUACAUUGAACUCUCCAAGCAAGUUAAGGCGAAACUCGGUAAAGUAGAUGAAUACUUUAUCAAGCUAGCAGACGCCAUGGUCACAUGGAUCGAAGCGUGGGAUGAGCUGAACCCAUCUGGAAACUCCGGCGAACUGGCUAACGGUGCUACGAAAUAGAUUUCUUGAUUGCAGAGAGGCUGUAACAUUUAUCCCAUUUACCCAAGAUGUUUGCUUUGAAGCUUGGGUUAAUUAUUUUGCAGGUGGAGGAGCAACUUUUUAUUUGUAUUAUUAUUAUUUUUUGAGUUUAGAACAAUAACAAGUGAUGGAUUCUAUAUUAUUCAACUAGUUUUGAUUGUUAUUUUUUAAAUUAAUUAUAUUAUCCUUCUUGUGA